GUUUGGCUUUGGACAACGACCCCGCCAAAAAUUUCGGCCGAAAGUCGACCUCGCCUACGACCUUGAGCCAACCCUCUUUUCUCGAGUCUCGCAGCCAUGACCGCCGAACUAUCAGCAGCGCCCGUCCUCUCGACCCCGGCGGAACACGUCUUCGAGUAUGCUGUGACCUCCCCAGAAGCCGACGCCCAGGCGCCGCCGAAAUCCGACGAUGAGCUGCGCGCCGUGUACGAGAUUGCUCGGACGGCGAGGGAGGUGCGCCAGGGCGGGUGGAAGAGGAUAGCCCUCCAGUUCCCCGACCACAUGCUGCGAGAUGGGCCACGCGUGGUCCAGGCACUGAACGCAGAGCUCGAGUCCCUCGGCCGGUCCGGCGAUCCAUCCGAACGACCGGAAAAGAUAUACAUCCUGGCCGAUACUUCCUACAGCGCGUGCUGCGUCGACGAGAUCGCUGCCGAGCACGUCAAUGCCGACGUCGUGGUGCACUACGGCCGCUCGUGCCUCUCUCCAACCUCCCGCCUCCCCGUCGUCUACGUCUUCACCCACCACGACCUCGACCACGGCGAGACCCUGGCAGCAUUCGAGAAGCAAUAUCCCGACAAGGACGCCGAGGUCGUCCUCAUGGCCGACGUGACCUAUCAGGACCACGUGCCAGCGCUCGCGUCCGAGCUGCACAAACGCGGCUACGCCAACUUGCUCUCCACAGCCAUCGUUCACGACCCGACCGGCGCCAUCCCCAACCGCAAACUCGUCCUCCCCGGCGGCGAAGCAACCGACGCGGACCCCUCCGCCGUCGACCUCAAGUCCCACUCCAUCUUCCACAUCUCCACCCCCCCGACCGCCCUCCUGCUCGCCCUCUCCUCCCGCGUCCGCGACCUCCACAUCCACCCCACCACCGACCCCACCAGCGGCGCGACGUCGUCCGCCGCGGCCUUCUCGACGGCCCGCCUCCUGGGCCGCCGGUACGCCCGCCUGCUGACGCUGGCCUCGGCCGGCAUCAUCGGCAUCCUGGUCAACACGCUCUCGGUGGCCAACUACCUGUCGUCGGUCGAGGCGAUCCGGGCGCGGAUCGCCGCCGCGGGCAAGAAGAGCUACACCGUCGUCGUCGGCAAGCUCAACCCGGCCAAGCUGGCCAACUUUGCCGAGGUCGAAGGCUGGGUCGUCGUCGGCUGCUGGGAGAGCAGCCUCGUCGAGGACGGCGACGCCGACGGCUACUACCGGCCCAUCGUCACCCCCUUCGAGCUCGACCUCGCCCUCGUCGGGGACGACCGGAGGGUCUGGACCGGCGAGUGGUGGGGCGGCAUCGAAGUCCUCGGGCGGGCGAGCGGUAUGGAGAAGGAGGAGAAGGUAUCGGGGGAGGAGGCGGGUGUGCGAGGUAAGAUGGAGAUGGGAGGAGAGAACGAGAGGGUCAAUGGGAGCAGGGACGAGGAUAGGAACGAUGAAGAGGAGGAGGAGGAGGAUGAGGAGGAGUCCGCACCGCCCGAGUUCGAUCUGAGGACCGGAAAGCUGGUCAGUCACAGUCGGCCGAUGAGGAGCGGGACAACGAGGGCGAACGGCAAGGCCAAGCAGGAGGGAGGGACACGACCGGAAGAAGGGCAGGCCAGAUCGAGCAGCGCGCUGGCCCUCCGGCCCAAGGCGGAGCUGGCCACGGUCAACGGGGUGGUCAGCCCUGGCGCCGAAUACCUCCGGUCGCAGCGCACUUGGCAGGGUCUCGGGAGCGACUACGUCAUGGAGGAGAGCGCCGCUAUCGAGGAGGGCAGGAGUGGUGUCGCCAGGGGGUACACAGUCGGUGAAGCUGCAGAGCGGAGGUAAUUAGGAGGGGGAGCCGUGCGAGAGCCAGAAUCGGAAUGCGCACAUAUUGACCCCCACUGCAUCUUUUCCUUUCGGCGCCAUGCGAAGACUCCCUCUUCCGU
Molecule: messenger RNA, 1907 nt
Organism: Thermothelomyces thermophilus ATCC 42464
Lineage: Eukaryota; Fungi; Ascomycota; Sordariomycetes; Sordariales; Chaetomiaceae
Exons: 1
Coding region: 97-1806 (569 amino acids)
Biological process (GO): protein histidyl modification to diphthamide
Molecular function (GO): 2-(3-amino-3-carboxypropyl)histidine synthase activity
Source: RefSeq, a predicted model, not a curated record